Messenger RNA from Rattus rattus (black rat), 942 nucleotides. It is a transcript of the gene Mrps6, whose product is annotated as mitochondrial ribosomal protein S6. Lineage: Eukaryota; Metazoa; Chordata; Mammalia; Rodentia; Muridae. The record is from RefSeq and is a predicted model, not a curated record. Gene Ontology annotation, molecular function: structural constituent of ribosome; small ribosomal subunit rRNA binding. Gene Ontology annotation, cellular component: ribosome; mitochondrial small ribosomal subunit. Bases 1 to 762 code for a protein of 253 amino acids. Gene Ontology annotation, biological process: translation. The transcript has 4 exons.
AUGGAAGGCAAGAACAAGCUGGCGCGGAGGCGGCGCGCAGCGGGUGCGUACGGAGAUAGGAUACGACCUCCCACGGGCUGCUCGAGACCGUGUCCACGCGCCGCGUGCUCAGGGGAACGGGCACGGCCCAGGAGGGAAGGCGGGCACCGACCGAGGCGCGAGUGCAGGCGCCCUCCGGGCGAGGGGGGCGGGGCCGAGGGGCGGGGCUCUCGGUGGGCGGGGCGAGCCGUCUGCGCAGCUGCCGGAGCCUUUAAACCGGGCCUCGCGGGGUCGCACGGUGCUUUCGCCGCCAGGGAGCCUACCGGCUGCAUCUCCUCUCGUCUUCCACAGCACCCGGAGUUUCCCGACCUAGCGACCCCGGACUCGGUGCCGCCAUCCCGGGCGAUGCCCCGCUACGAGUUGGCUUUGAUUCUGAAAGCCAUGCGGCGGCCAGAGACCGCUGCUGCUUUAAAACGUACAAUAGAAUCCCUGAUGGACCGAGGAGCCAUAGUGAGGAGCUUGGAAAACCUGGGUGAGCGUGCACUCCCAUACAGGAUCUCCAGUCACAGCCAGCGGCACAGCCGAGGAGGGUAUUUCUUGGUGGAUUUUUAUGCCCCAACAAGUGCUGUGGAAAACAUGCUGGAACACUUGGCGCGAGACACUGAUGUGGUUAGACCAAAUAUUGUGAAACACCCUCUGACCCAGGAAGUAAAAGAGUGUGACGGCAUAGUCCCGGUCCCUCUUGAAGAAAAACUAUAUUCAACAAAGAGAAGGAAGAAGUGAGAAGAUUCACCAGAUGUGGCUAUGUUCAAUUCUAAGUGCACCAUGGGUGCUGAUAGGUUUGUCUAGGAUGCUUUAGCCUGUGACCAUUGUGCUGCAGAUGGGGACUGCUGGCCGAGACCUGCUCUGACAUCCCUGCUGAUAUUUCACCCUCACUGUGUGAUCGUCAGGGUGCGGUGGGGC